Molecule: messenger RNA, 540 nt
Organism: Strongylus vulgaris
Lineage: Eukaryota; Metazoa; Nematoda; Chromadorea; Rhabditida; Strongylidae
Source: the annotation of a GenBank genome assembly
AUGCAAAACGAAGCGGUAGCUAUCGUGAUCGACAAUGGAUCAGGAAUCUGCAAGGCUGGAUUUGCUGGGGAACAUGCUCCAAGAGUUGUUUUUCCGUCGAUUGUCGGCAGACGUUGCCGUCAACGUCUAUUGGCGAAAACGUUAGAAAAAGACACAUAUAUAGGAAAUGAGACACAAUCUAAAAAAGGUAUUCUCGACAUUAGCUAUCCAAUUAAGCAUGGCAUAAUCGAAAAUUGGGAAGAUAUGGAAAAAAUUUGGCAUUACAUAUUCUAUAAAGAGCUCAAAAUAAAGCCUGAUGAGCACCCAAUCCACCUUACCGAAGCAGCAAUGAAUCCAAAAAGCAACAGACAAAGGUUAACUCAGAUUAUGUUUGAGACCUUCAAUACGCCAGCCAUGUAUGUCAGUCAUCAGAGUGCGCUAUCAUUGUACGCAUCCGGCCGAAGCACAGGUGUUGUACUAGAUUCCGGCGAUGAUGUCACCCACGCAGUACCCUUAUACGAGUUUUCUCAUAAGGAGAUGUGUGUUAGUCGAAAUGAUUGA